Messenger RNA from Salpingoeca rosetta, 2261 nucleotides. RefSeq names its product adenosylmethionine decarboxylase 1 isoform 2. Lineage: Eukaryota; Choanoflagellata; Craspedida; Salpingoecidae. The transcript is spliced from 7 exons. Gene Ontology annotation, molecular function: adenosylmethionine decarboxylase activity. Gene Ontology annotation, cellular component: cytosol. The record is from RefSeq and is a predicted model, not a curated record. Gene Ontology annotation, biological process: spermine biosynthetic process; spermidine biosynthetic process. The coding region runs from base 785 to 1882 and encodes 365 amino acids.
UCGUUUCUUCCAUUGCCAAACUGAAUUCAGAUUCCUUCCCGAAGCCACCAUCGCGGCUUCGUUUUUUUGUGCUUCACGUUGUGCCUGGCGGCCAGUGCACAAGACAGCCCAUACGCUCCCACACUUUCCGCAACGCACCACGCACACAUUUGAACGUAGGGAGCCAGCACUCGAGUGGAGACUGUCUCGCUUCUUGCUUGUCGACAAGCCACAAAAGAGCACACACACGCACACGCACACACGCACACGCACAUACCGUCACACACGCACACACAUACGACACGCGCACACACUUCCUUCUUGCUUGUUGUACGUUGUGACAGUACAUUGUAACACGAGCGGUAGCGCCAUUGUGCCACCACCCUCCCACGCUUCGCUGGCCUGUGGUCAUUUUCGAUCCAUCCCCUCUUGUGUGCUUCCCUUUGUGGAACACCUCCUCGCUUUGAUGCAUCCUCGUGGGAGUGGCCUUCCUGCUUGCAGUUCAUGCUGGAAAGUGCCUCGAUAGGACCUGCCUAAACCACCCCAACAGCCAACGACGCCGAGCACGCCGACCACGCCGACCACGCGUGAACGCCCAGCAGCCUCGGCAUUCUCUUGCUCCACACACCCUCGCUCUCGCACCCGCACUCGCGCUCGCACGCAUACGUGCACACAAAUUCCCGUUUUCGCUCCCUUCCUUCACUGCCGUCCUCUUUCGCCGCACUCCCGACGCGAAGAGUCAAGUGACCGCGCAAGAUAGAAAGCACGCCUGACUUGUCCUCCUUCGUCGACCCCAGAGCUCAACAUGGACAACAACGACUUCUUUGAGGGCCAGGAGAAGCUCUUGGAGGUUUGGUUCAAGCCGCCAAACUCCACCAUCACUCCAGGCAAGCACCCACAUCGUGAUGACGCCCAAGGCCUUCGCGCCAUUCCAAGGGCGCGCGUUGAGGGCAUUCUUGAUGAAGCCAAGUGCUGCAUUCUCGACGCGUUCCACGGCGACUUCAUGGACAGCUACGUCCUCAGCGAAAGCAGCCUCUUCAUCACCGCCUAUCGCAUCAUCCUCAAGACAUGUGGCACGACGCGGCUGCUGCCUGCGCUGCCGCUGAUCGUGCAGGCGGCCGCGGACGUCGGCCUGACGGAGAUUGACGAUAUGUUCUUCAGCCGCCGCGAAUUCAUCGCCCCGCACACGCAGGAGUUCCCGCACAGGGACUUUCGCGAAGAGGUUGCGUACCUUGACCAGUACUUUGACGGGGUUGCGUAUCCGCUUGGGCGGCUCAACGGGGACCGCUGGUAUCUCUACACGCUCAACAACCAGCUCCACAUCACCUGCCCUGACGUCACAGUCGAAAUCAUGAUGACGUCACUGGACAGAACGGCCAUGAACGCGUUCUACAAGUCGACGUUGACAGCGCGCGAGGUGACACAGCAGUCCGGUAUUGCGGACAUUGUGCCCGGCGCACACAUCCACGAGUUUCUCUUCGACCCCUGCGGGUACUCCUGCAAUGCUGUGUUUGGCGAAUUCUACUUUACCAUCCACGUGACCCCGCAAGAGGAAUUUUCAUACGUCAGCUUCGAAACCGACGUGCUCAAGGAGGACUACACGCCCAUGAUUCUCAAGGUCCUCGACAUUUUCAAGCCGGGCAAGUUUAGCAUCAACGUGUUUGCCAACGAACACGCCCCCUUUGGCAACGCGCAGAACGCCUUCAACAUUCAGCAAGUGCAAGGUGCUGGGUUUCAGCGUCACGAUCAGCAGCUGUGCUGCCUGGCACACGCGUCCGUGUUGUUUGGGCACUUCACCUCAAACACACACACGGCCAUUGAGGAUGCAGAGCAGCACCAGCGGCGGCAGCGCGUGCCUGGUUACAAAGCACUCGUUGCCACACCGCCUCCAGCAGCUGCGUGACACGACACCACGCAAGCAGGAACUCGAGACGCGCUUGUGUGAAGCGGUUACACACGACUUUCCAUGGUUCUUUCUUGGUUUCAAUGGGCUGUUUUUCUCAUUAUUGUGUUUGGUGUGUUUGUAAAGUGUUGAUAGCAAGCAGGCAGGUUGCUGCGUUCGCGUUUGCACUGCAGAUUGUGUCUUGGAUGCAUUGUACAACUGUGUAACUGUGCAACUUAAGUCGAUCCCCUCGUUAUCAGUGUUGUUGUUGAGGUGUGGUGUGUUCUUGCUUGUGCACUGAUCCCGGCCAGCUUGCGCCCAGCGUUUAAACAUGCAACCAAAUUCAAAACUCUGUGCUGUGUGAGUACACAGCAGCAAAUAUAGGGGUACACAGCGGCAA